AUGGGUGCCUCUUUUGGUGAAUUGUCUGUGCUGUUUGGGGAACCGAGACAGUUUAUCCUUAGGGCACAGACGACUUGCGACGUUUGGUGUCUGUCUUGCCAAAGUUUUACGUCCACCGUGAGACGUGACGACGCCCUGCGGCGAAAUUUGCUUUCCAAGGCGGCUGCCCUGCGGAUGCGGUGGUUGGGGGAGCAGCGGUACACCGCAUCGCUGGCACAGGUGCUGCGUGAAAGUUGUGAACUUUUUCGCGAAGCACCCGAUAGUUUUAUUCGUCUCGUACAGGAGCGCAUGGAGCCUGUUGUCUACCCGCCUGCAACCCUGCUUACUUCCAUUUCUUCACGCUGCGGGGAGAUGUUUCUUAUUCUCCAUGGCAGGGUGACCUCGAUUGUUGACGGUGUGGCGGAGUACGGCCCUGGAUCUGUGAUUGGCGAGCCCACCAUCAUUGACCACCGCUGGCCGCUGGGUCUUGUUUCAAAGUCCAUGGUGGAGGGAUGGAAGCUCUCUCGGCCGCAUCUUCGCGAUGCUCUGCACCGCAUUGAAAUUCUUCGCCGCCACUCCGGCGAAGUUGGUUCCCAUAUACAGCAGCUAAUGCAGAAAGUCUUCGCGUCGCCACACCCCCCGUGCGACGUGGAUAUCGUGGGCCGUCCGCGGAUGCCCUUGGUGGGUCCGCCACCGCGUGGUCGGACGUACAUGGAGUUUGCAAUGUGGCUUGCGGAAGUACAACUGAAGGCCAUCUGCUUUAGAUUCCGGGACUAUAUAAAAUGGGACGAUAUUUCGUACUCCGCAUCCCCGGUAGAGGCGCCAUCGCGGGCAUCCAUAACGUCAUCGGCUUCUGCGAGAUGCACCUCUAUUCCUGACGCUGGCUCCUUUUCCUUUCAGUCCAUGGCGGGGAGUGGCGUGCACGCAGCACGUCGCGGUAAGAAAAACGUCUCCACGCGGCCAAGGAAGGCAAACAGGCUUGUUGUUGGGAGCAACUUCCCCUUUUACGUGAACCUUGCCAUUGUGCACCAGCCCUUCACACAGCCCCUUCUCCGAAAGCCGCUCUCCGUAUUCAGGAAGGAGAAAGAACAGGAGGAGGAGGAAACUUUCUUUGUGAGGCAACGGGCCAUCACUGCCAGCCCAAAUGCGCGCGUGCGGGUCAGUAUGAUGCCGCAGUUGGAGCAGCUAAAGACACUUUUCGAAGGUCGAGACAAGUUGCACAAAGUGGAGACAAGGCAACACGAGCCUGUGGAGAUGCAGCAGGAUCGGCUCGAUCCUGUCAAGGUGACUCGGUUUGGGUGCCCUCCGCCUGUCCACAUUUUUUUGCAGGGCAGUAGGCCGCGGGUUCAAAUCACGGUGGAGGAGGCCAUCAGCGUGGGGUAUGUGCUGCAGUUCCCGGACGCGAAAAACAUCCAGGCCUGUGUCUCCCACAUCGACUCCGAUGUGACAAUUGGGUUACCGCAACACCGACAACGACGGCGCGAGAUGGCGCUCACCCCCAACAUUCGCCACCACCGGCGCUGCUUCCUUUUUGCCGCCUCUCAGUUGGAUGAGAAUGGCAAAGAGGAAGCGUUGGUGAAAGCGGUCGCAGUGAAAGAUGCGGAGGACAAUGAAAAGGCCCAGCACCUUGCCACGCUUCUAAUGAGCAAGAUGCCUGAAGCGGAGCCUCGGCUCAAUGUUCUGCAGGCUGCGGGAGCACGGGAGGACAGUGGCCUACCUUCAGACUGGCAGAGGAGCUUCCUCUUCUGCUCACUCUCUGGCACUGCGUCUCCGAGCAAGCAGACGCUCUCUGGCAGGCAGGCGCUUUCUCCUUCAAAAGAGCAAGAUGAAUCUGUGUUCCUUCGACAACUUCGCAACAACCCGGAGAAGGCGAUGAGGUCCCUUCGCUCGAGGUUGAGUUUGCCACUAGAAAAUUCGGAGAGUGAGGCACCCGGCAACGAAGGCUCUCAUCAGUUCCCUGAUAACCUGCCAAACCUAAGCUCUAAAACACAGGGAAAUGACUUGCUUGAUCGCCUACGUCGUGCUUCGGAUGUACAUGAGGUUAAGCUACCUGAAAAUUCAUUUACUGGAGUUCCACCUCGACCGCCGAGCAGUCUACCUAACGAGAACGAGCCCGACAAGGUGGGAGAAGAAGGCGAGGGUCAGCUGGAUUCUUUCAUGGGUGGCGAGAGCGCACCACUCUUUGUUGAUGGCUAUGGUCAACUUGGCAGCUCAGCGAGCCAUCCAAUGGCGGAAACGCAGGCGCACCAGGAACUCCCAGUGGGGGUUGUACCGCCGGAGCUGAAUCGCCGGAAGAGCUCAAUAGGACCGUACGAAAGCAAACGCGACGAUGUCUCGGCGCGGGCUCCUUGCAAUUUUGUUAUGCCAACUGUGAGGGAAGCCAUUGUCACAAUGCGUCGCAUGCAACGCGACGUUGAGGGUCUUAACGCCGUGGCGGAGGAGCAAAAGCGUGAACGGCUGCAACGAUCUCGCUGCCGUGUGGAUGGCAAACCUGCCUUUGUGACAGAUGCUUCACUUUUGGCUGAGUACAAGCGCAUGGCAGACGACUGGGCUAUCACCUACAAGGAUAAAGCCCGUGACCCGCUGUACACUAGCACAAUCCCGCCUCUGCUGCUCGCUGAGGCCGGCACGGACUACCUUGCUGAGGAGUACCAAGUGAUCCGACACCAGCAAACGACAGAAUCUAACACUACACAUGGGGUGGAGGAGUGGCGCGGCGAGCUUGAGGCAAAGGACCGACACUCCAGGAAGGACGAUAGCGAGGUACGGAAAAAGGUCAGCACGCAUGUUAUGACAUUUGUCGGGCCGAGGAAGCUGGGGUUGCACUCCAAACCACUAGAGAGCCCUCUUUCGCACUUGACGCAGGAGGAGUAUCAGCAAUGGCUUGAGGAGCGGGACGCCGUGUUUCGGGCUGCCAGGCGUCUGCCGUGA
Trypanosoma rangeli is the source of this 2910-nucleotide messenger RNA. RefSeq lists its product as uncharacterized. Gene Ontology annotation, molecular function: protein-containing complex binding. Bases 1 to 2910 code for a protein of 969 amino acids. Lineage: Eukaryota; Euglenozoa; Kinetoplastea; Trypanosomatida; Trypanosomatidae. The record is from RefSeq and is a predicted model, not a curated record. The transcript has a single exon.